CUAAACCCAAACUCUCACCUUUUUGAUCGAUGGAGAGGAUCUACGUCACGGUUAGGGCGAGACCUCUCUCCCCGGAGGACUCCAAGUCCAGUCCAUGGCGGAUCUCCGGCAACUCCAUCGCCAUUUCCAACCAAUCCAGCAAGUUCGACUUUGAUAGGAUUUUUGGGGAGGAAUGCAAGACCUUCGAGGUUUAUGAGGCCCGGACGAAGGAGAUUGUGGCUUCCGCUGUUCGUGGAUUCAAUGGUACAGUUUUUGCAUAUGGGCAGACUAAUAGUGGGAAGACACAUACAAUGAGAGGUUCUGGUAGUGAACCAGGCAUUAUCCCUCUUUCUGUGCAUGAUUUGUUCCAGAGCAUACGAGAGGAUGCGGGUAGAGAAUUUUUAGUGCGCAUGUCUUAUAUGGAAAUAUAUAAUGAAGAGAUAAAUGAUUUGCUAGUUCCUGAACAUCGAAGGCUCCAAAUCCAUGAGAGCCUUGAGAGAGGCAUUUAUGUGGCUGGGCUAAGAGAGGAAAUUGUUACGUCUCCUGAGCAAGUCCUGGAUUUCAUGGAGUUUGGAGAAUCUCAUCGUCACAUUGGGGAGACCAACAUGAACCUCUACAGCAGCAGAUCUCAUACUAUUUUCCGUAUGAUAGUCGAGAGUCGAGAAAAAGCUGGAGACUCUGAUGAAAACAACUCCUGUGAUGCCGUUCGCGUAUCUGUUCUUAAUCUUGUUGAUUUAGCUGGUUCAGAGCGUGCUGCCAAGACUGGUGCAGAAGGUGUGCGCUUGAAGGAGGGUUCCCAUAUCAAUAAAAGCUUAAUGACACUAGGGACUGUCAUAAAAAAACUCAGUGAAGGUGCAGAUAUCCAAGGGGGUCAUGUGCCUUAUCGGGACAGCAAACUUACUCGCAUUCUGCAACCCGCACUUGGUGGAAAUGCCAAUACUGCCAUCAUUUGUAAUAUUACUCUUGCACAGGUUCAUACAGAUGAGACAAAAAGCAGCCUUCAGUUUGCAAGUAGAGCUUUAUGUGUUAAAAAUUGUGCACAUGUCAAUGAGAUCUUAACUGACGCUGCACUUUUAAAACGUCAAAGAAAAGAAAUUGAAGAGCUACGGGCAAAAUUACUGGACUCUCACUCAGAGCACUGGGAGGAAGAAAUUCUGAAUCUACGGAAUACUCUUCUACAGAGCGAACUAGAAAAAGAAAGAAUAGUUCUAGAGUUGGAAGAGGAAAAGAAGGCUAAAGCUCAGCGUGAAAGGAGGUUGAUGGAACAAGCAAAGAAAAUUGCAAACCUUAGUUCAAUGGUGUUCUGCUCUGAAAGAGAUGAAAAGAGUUCUUGUGCCAAUAAGAAUAAGAGGCGGGUCACAUGGUGUCCAGCUCCAUUAUCAUGGAAAAUAUUUAAUGAGGAUUUACCUCCAAAUCAGUUGGCUACUGUCAAAAUGUGUGUUAGAGAUGGGCAAGGCAAAGACCUACCACCUCCUUUUGAAGAGCUAAUGCAACAGGAUGAAGUUUCAAUUGAAGACCAAUAUAGUGAUCACUACUUAUCUGAUAAAGAGAAUAAUGCUGACUUGGACUUUUCUCUUCCUGAUGCGCGUGCCUUAUUGCAUGUUACAAGCAGGAGAAAAUUUCAGAGCACUAGGAUUUGCUUGCCUUCGGAAAUUGAUGAAUUAGCAGAGCAGCAUGUUGGAAAUGAAUGUCAAACUUUGGAAGCUGAAAUCCAGGGUCAAGAAAAUGAUGUUGAAGUUCAUAGACUAGAAAGCAAGUUAAUGGAACUGGAGUCUACUCCCAGCAUGGCAAGCUCUCGUCCUAUCUAUCAACAAAGUGAAGGUGCAUCUUGUGGGCAUGCAAGCUUAAGCGCAAGGGAAUCAGAAGCUAUCCUUGUGAUUAAACAACUCCAAGAUCAGAUUAAACAAUUAGAGUUGGAGAAGACUUGCAUACAGAGUAAUUUGGAUAAUGUUGUUGAGCUGACAACCAAACAAAAUGAUUCGUUUAGGAAAAAAUAUGAACAGCUUCAUCAAGAGGUUCUAAGUGCGCAUGAUGAAGAUAAGCUUGCUCAUGAAAAAUCUUACUCACAUCCUAGCAGAACUUUUGAUGAGGUUCUUGAGUUAGACUUUUCUUCUAAGUUGUCUAUUCAAAUCCAAGGAGUAGCAUUGGAGAUUGAUAAUUCACGAGAAGUUGUGGGCACUCUUUCUUGUGUCCUGGAAGACUAUGCCAAGAAUUUCUCCAUCCUUUCAGAAAGUUUACUGGAACUCAAGUCAAUUGCACAUCAAGAAAUGGAGCGAUUCAAGCCAAUCAUUGGUGGUCACAGUCAAAUAAACAGUUUUAUGAAACAGAAAAUCAAUGAAUUGGAGUUAGAAAAGAAUCUUGCACACAAUCAAUUGAGUGGCUAUCACCAGCAAAUUCAUAAGUUAACAUCUGACCUAGCUAAUUGUGAGAAGAUCCUGAUGGAGAAAGAUUUACAACAUGAACUUGAGAAGGAUGACCUCCUUUCUCAAAUUCUCAGUCUGCAGAAAGAAGUUUCACAGUUGUCAAAUUCUUCUUUGGCAAGGGAAAAAGAGACUCUCAGAAAGGAUCUCGAUAAAACAAAACUAAAAUUGAAGGAUACAGAAUCCAAACUGAAGAAUACCAUUCAGGAGAAAAUAAAGCUUGAGGGUGAGCGAGCACAGGCCGAACGGGAGAUAAAGCGUUUGCAUGGUCAAAGGGCUCUUCUUGAGCGUGAUAUAUUGAAGCGUGACUCACUAAUUGAUAAGCGCCGGGAAUCAAAAACUUCUGAUCUUGUCAAGGCAAAGGGUUUUACCAGUACAAUAGAGCAAACUCUCCAGGAUGAGUAUCAGAAGCUUGAAGUACAUGCAUUUGAAAUGGAAGCUAAACUUGCUUCCUUGAACGAGGCUUUGGCAGCUGCAAUAGAAGAGAAGCAUGAAGCAUUUUCAAGGAGUGAAAUUUUAGAUUCAGAGUUGGAAGCUGUAUCUAGCAAGUUGGAAUCAGCAAACGAUGAAAUAGAAUCAUUACAAGAUGAUGUGACAAGGAUGAAAAAGAAGUUAGAAGAGUCAGAAUCACUUCGUAAAGAAUUAGAAGUUUCUCUUGGUUUGCUAUCCAGAGAAAAAGAAGAAAUGGGAUUGCAACUUACAGAUGCUCUUCUAGAAGUGGAGGCAGAAAAGUCAACAUGGCCAUUGAAGGAGAAAGCACUCUCAGAGUCCAAUGAGCGGGUGAAGAUGUUGGAUGAUGAGAUUUUUAAAAUAUCAAAAGAUUUAUUAGAGGUGAAAUGCCAACUGGAGUCUUGUAAGGAACAAUGCACCAUCCUGACAGAAAAGUUGACCGUAUCUGAGGAAAAUAUGGCACUUGAGAAAGAGAACAAUGCGUUAUUGACUUCAGAGAUUGUGAAGUUAAAGAAUGAGCUUAACCAAUUGUUAGUUGAGAAACUUGAAUGUGCAGAUUUGAAGUCAAAAUUUGAGGAUCUCUCAUCUGAACAUCAUCAUGCUUGUGAAGAAAUGAAUAAACUGCAAGAAAAGCUGGCCAUCCUUGCCAAAGAAAGAGAUAAACUUCAAGUUGAUGUCAAAGAGAUGGGCAUAGGACCAGAUAUUUUAAAUGACUACCAGAAUUUUAAGAAUCAAAACCUUGCAUUAUCAAGCGAGAGAGAUAAUGUACUGUCUCGAAAUCUAGAGCUGGAAUCUGCCAAGGCUGAAGCUGAAAUUCUUAAGAGAGACUACGAGAACAUGUUAUCCGAAGCCAGAAAUGAGCUGGUGGAAGUGAAAAUCAGGAUGCAUGAUGAAGAGUUGAACAACAACAAAGAGACGACAAAGCUCAGAAUGCGGCUUCGAUCCAUGCAAUCAAAAUUGGACAUGUUCCGCGGCAGGUACAGAGAUCUAGUAGAUGAGAAUGGACUUAUGAACAGGAAAUUUGAAGAAGCAUCUUCCAAACUUAAGGAGCAAUUAGGCUGCUAUGGAGUCGAGAUACUUCGCCUGAAGAAACAACUAUCAAUGAAAGAAUAAACAGGUUGUUCAGUUAUGGUUCCGGACGAAGAAAUCAUGCACAUUAGGGAAUGUUAAGUAAUACCAUGGUGUGUAAUGGUGUGAUCAUGUCAACAAGGCUGAAACCAGAAUGAUUCUUGUAUAGACUUCAUCUUUUAGUUCCUCUUAAGGCUAUAAAUGUAUUUGUUUCUUUUUGUAUUUGUCUGUAUUUCUGUGUUAUUCUGUUCAUUCAUGUUUCAUGUUGUUUGAUGAGGAAGCAUCCAAGUGCAAGCUAUAAUUGGACCACCAACCUCAACACAAGUUGAGUUUGUGAUUGAGCUUGGAAAAUGGAAGAAACAAAGAAUUGGAUUUUGGACACCAACCAAUUAAUUUUGUGAGGAAUUGAAUUCAAAUAACAUUACUUUUGCUUUUCUUUUUUUUUUUAA
Messenger RNA from Dioscorea cayenensis subsp. rotundata (Guinea yam), 4366 nucleotides. RefSeq names its product kinesin-like protein KIN-7I. The record is from RefSeq and is a predicted model, not a curated record. Gene Ontology annotation, biological process: microtubule-based movement. Gene Ontology annotation, molecular function: microtubule motor activity; ATP binding; microtubule binding. Bases 30 to 3962 code for a protein of 1310 amino acids. Lineage: Eukaryota; Viridiplantae; Streptophyta; Magnoliopsida; Dioscoreales; Dioscoreaceae. The transcript is spliced from 34 exons.